AUGAUUAGAUGGCUGGCCAACAAAAUAUAUAUGCCUAAACCUAAAGUUAUUGUUAUUGCCGGAACUACAGGAGUAGGCAAGUCCCAACUGUCAAUUCAACUCGCAUCUCAUGUUUCUGGCGAGGUAAUAAAUUCGGAUUCCAUGCAGGUCUACAGAGACAUUCCCAUCAUCACCAAUAAACACCCAAUAGAAGAGAGGUGUGGAAUCCCGCACCACGUAAUGAAUCAUGUUACCUGGGAUGAAGAAUACUAUCUGCACAGGUUUGAGAAAGAAUGCUUGGGCGCAAUCGAGGAUAUACACUCAAGAGGUAAGGUCCCAAUAAUAGUGGGAGGAACUCAUUAUUACCUUCAGAUUUUACUCAGCAAGAGAGCUAUGCAGAAACACAGGAAACCUACAGCUGAAGAACAAGCUAUUCUAGAAAGUGAAGGGAACGACCAAGUUUAUGCUGCUCUUCAGGAAAUGGACCCUGUGAUCGCGGCUAAAUAUCAUCCAAACGACACCCGGAGGGUUCGAAGAAUGCUGGAAAUAUAUUUCACCACAGGCCAACGGCCAAGUGAGGCGUUUGCAGUGCAAAAGAAUUCCCUAAAAUUCGACACUCUGUUUUACUGGAUUUAUAGUGCUCCAGAGACUCUCGAUCUGAGAUUAGAUACCAGAGUUGAUGACAUGAUGAAAAAUGGCGCACUGGAAGAAAUACAGCAGCUUUAUGAUUACUACAAAGUUCAUAGUUUUACCCACGAGCAAUGCGAAAAUGGUGUGUGGCAAGUAAUUGGUUUCAAAGAAUUUCUCCCUUGGUUAGAAAAUAUUCCAGGGGCCUCUUUCGAUUUGUCUAUAGAACGCAUGAAGGUCAGAACUCGUCAAUACGCCAAGAAGCAAGUUAAGUGGAUAAAGAAAAUGCUAUUACCAGACGUCAAGGAAAAUUUGUAUGCAUUAGAUGCCACUAAUCUCGAACUGUGGGACAGAAACGUUUUGGAUAGGGCCAUUUCUAUAGCGGAUGAUUUUGUUUCCUCGCAAAAGGUGAAAGAAGAGCAUGCACCUCCGGAACUCAAGUGUUUAUUGAACAGCACUUCAAUUGGUGAUAAUAGCCCUAAAACUGAAAAUGAUUGGAGCCGUUAUACCUGCCAAGCAUGCCGUGACAAAGACGACAAGCCCCUACUGGCUAUUGGUGAGAAAAAUUGGCAAAUUCAUUUGAAAAGCCGGCGACAUCGAUUAAAUCUAGGUCGAGCCAAAAAACAGGAAAACCAUGAAAUUUGGAAGAAAAGAAAACUUGAUACACCACCUACCGCUUGA
Lachancea nothofagi CBS 11611 is the source of this 1287-nucleotide messenger RNA. The record is from the annotation of a GenBank genome assembly. NCBI's taxonomy places the organism in Eukaryota, Fungi, Ascomycota, Saccharomycetes, Saccharomycetales, Saccharomycetaceae.